Messenger RNA from Thunnus maccoyii (southern bluefin tuna), 1522 nucleotides. RefSeq lists its product as uncharacterized. The transcript is spliced from 5 exons. Lineage: Eukaryota; Metazoa; Chordata; Actinopteri; Scombriformes; Scombridae. The coding region runs from base 67 to 1266 and encodes 399 amino acids. The record is from RefSeq and is a predicted model, not a curated record.
AGCCAUACUUGUUGUCGGUGUUUGUUGUUGUGUGCUUGUGUUUGGUUCGGUUCCGGUUGAUCGGUGAUGGGGGGAAGAACCUGCUGCGUUAAAAACUGCCGCCGCAGGUCUCACGACCACCGCGGGAGGAAGAUCCCGAACGGACUGACCUUCCACUGCUUCCCCGCCUGGAGGAGGAAUGAAGGCGGACAGAUAUCAGCGCUCACCCGGCGGCGGAGGAAGGCCUGGGUGUCCGCCGUGGGCCGGAACAACAUCACCUUCAACCACAUCCCCAAAUCCAUGAGAGUGUGUUCAAGACACUUUAUCUCAGGUAAACCAGCGUACGAGAUGCUGGAGGCGGAUCCAGACUGGCUGCCGUCGCUGCACCUGGGUCACGGCGAGGGCGGCGGAGGCAGGAGAGCGGAGCGCCUCCCCCUCGCUCUGCAGGCGACGAAGGAACACGAGAAGAAACGUUUAGAUGCUGAGAACGACGCUCCGACACUCGCAGCUGUGCGGAGGCCCGUCGUCCCGCCGUGGACCGACGUCAAAUCUCUGCUGCAGUCGGUUCUGCCGAAAAAACCCGACGUGAGCGUCGAGCCGAGAGACGAGACGCCACUUCCUGCUGCUGUGAAGACGGACGUCAGCUUCAGAGACUUCUUCAGAGAGGCUCUGGAAGCGUCUCUGGACGCCUGCAGCAGGUCCAGGACCGGUUCCAGCAGACCUCCUUAUGAAGUGGAGCUGAGCAUCCAGCUUCCUCCUGUGAAGGAUGAGAAGACCUGUGAAGAGUCUUCAUCCUGUCUGAACUGUGUCAGACUGCAGACGAGGGUGCAGCAGCUGGAGGAGAGACUGUCUGCUCUCUCAGGACCACCGGAGGACACCGACGGUCCAGCUGUCCUCAGUGAGCCCCCGACCCAGCAGAACCAGGUCCUGCACAGUCCUGAGCAAACACGGCUGCAGCCCAUCUCGCCUCCUCCGCUGCUUCAGGGAGGUCGUCAGGACGCCGACUCGGUCGCCGGCUGUCGGGAUGACUCGGCGAAGCAGACUCCUCGGUCCGGCCAGUGUGUUACUCGCUUCCAGAAGGCCUGGCUGAAGACGUUCUGGUUCCUGCGAUAUUCUCCCACCCAGAACCUGAUGUGGUGUCACGUGUGCCGCCUCCACGCCGACAAAGCCCACCACAACCUGUCUCUGAUCAAAGGCUCCCGCAUGUUCAAGGUCUACAACAUCAAGAAGCACAGCUGCAGCAACUACCACAGAGACAGCGUGGAGCGCCACAUGCUGCAGCGCUGACCGGUGCUGCAUCGGUCUCAGCUGUUUAAAACUUCUUCUUCACUGUUUUCAGAUGUUUUUGUGACCAAUUUUUGAAAUUUUAUGUUCCGGUGUAGUUUUGUGAAAGUUUAGGAAUAAAACACACCAGAGACUGAAUAAACUGAAACAAAGACUCUGUAAUGACGUACAGACCCUCCUGCUCUCUACCUGCAGAGAACACUCUCCUGGAUCAUGUGAUCAUGUGAUCAUGUGACCAUCAUAAAUGUUUAUAUUCUGA